Molecule: messenger RNA, 747 nt
Organism: Vittaforma corneae ATCC 50505
Lineage: Eukaryota; Fungi; Microsporidia; Nosematidae
Exons: 1
Coding region: 1-747 (248 amino acids)
Source: RefSeq, a predicted model, not a curated record
AUGGAAGAAAAUAUGCAUAGCGAAAAUAUGAAUCCAAGACGAACACUAGCCAGCAGAAUAACGGCAAUUUCGUGUAUACGAACACUUGUUGUAACAGAUUUAAUUUUUCAUGGUGCACGAAUUUUAUUUUCAAUCUUCGUACUUUACAUAACACGAAAUGAUAUUGUCGAAGAGCCUUUGAAGGUUUUUUUAACCGGAUAUAUUCUGUUAUGUGCUGCCAAGGCAAUAACGUUCUUUUCUAAGAACAGUGCAUUUUUUCACAUCAACAGACUUCCCGAAUAUGAAGAAAGUAACAACGGUCUUGCCGUUUUUUCGAACCUGGUUGAGGGAUGCAACCUUUUCUGGUACAUUCUAGGAUAUCACUGGCUCCAGCAGUGCGAAAACUGCAGUCAGACACAUCCAUUGCUAUAUUACACAACAGUUAUAUGGCUUAUUCUGGGGUUUGUAUCCUACAUAUUACCGCUAGUUGCUAUUGUCCUACUCCUAAUACUUGUAUCAUAUGUUAAGCCUAAAUUAAAAACGGUGGUAUUUCACAACGAUUCGGACAUUCACGACGGAAAUUCGCGUUGUGUAAUCUGCUAUGAAAACUAUGUACCGGGAAGCUUGGUAAAGUUUCUGCCGUGCGAUCACCAUUUUCAUUGUGAAUGUGUUGAUGAAUGGCUAAAUAUCCGAGAUACAUGCCCUUUGUGCAAAAAGAGCACUAGUAUAUUGUAUGAUUUGAUAGAGUCGGCGGAUAGUCCUGUUUAA